Prinia subflava (tawny-flanked prinia) is the source of this 6336-nucleotide messenger RNA. It is a transcript of the gene ANO1, whose product is annotated as anoctamin 1. Gene Ontology annotation, biological process: chloride transmembrane transport. The transcript is spliced from 27 exons. Gene Ontology annotation, molecular function: intracellularly calcium-gated chloride channel activity; protein dimerization activity. Bases 202 to 3267 code for a protein of 1021 amino acids. Gene Ontology annotation, cellular component: plasma membrane. Lineage: Eukaryota; Metazoa; Chordata; Aves; Passeriformes; Cisticolidae. The record is from RefSeq and is a predicted model, not a curated record.
GCCGCGCUCCGGCGGGCCGGGCUGGCCGCCGCCCGGCGCCCGUAUUUAAAGUGUGCCCGGGGCGCUGCGCGGAGCCGCUCCCGGAGCAGCGCGCCCGCCCCGGCGGCACGGGGGGGACCGGGGAGGAGCAGCGGCGGGGAGGAGGGAUCCUCCCGGCAAGUUCGCUUUGGUACCAAAGUGGCCGCGGGGCUCGGACGGGCGAUGGAGAAGGAUGAGAUCCACCUGCGCAGGCUGCCGGCCGCCGCGCCCUGGGGACCGCACGCAGACAGUGAGUUUCAUGGGGUGGAUUUCCUGCCAGAAGAUCUCAGCGAGGCUCCAGAGGAGACGGGAAUGAGGGUGAACAAGAAGUACUCGUGUCUGCCUGCUGAGGAGAAGGGCAUCCACAUCAUCAACAUCCGCGCCAUCGAGGACAUCGGCUACGACCAGCACGAGAGCACGCUGUUAAACUCCCUAUCCAAAAACCCGGAUGCUGACUGCAAAUACGGGCUCUACUUCAGAGAUGGCAAGAGGAAGGUGGACUACAUCCUGGUCUACCACUACAAGAAGUCCUCAGCCGGGAAGGCUCUGGCCAGGAGAGCUCAGCAGAACGACGCCGGCGUGCGGGGCUCCAGGCACGAGCAGCCCCUCCCGGGGAAGGGGGUGCAGCUGGAGAUGGGGGACAGCGAGCCCCACCUGGAUUACCACGAGGACGACAAGAGGUUCCGCAGGGAGGAGUACGAGGGGAACCUGGUGGAGGCUGGGCUGGAGCUGGAGCGUGAUGAAGACACUAAAAUCCAUGGGAUUGGAUUUGUAAAAAUACACGCACCCUGGAAUGUAUUGUGUCGAGAGGCAGAAUUCCUUAAGCUCAAGAUGCCAACAAAAAAGAUGUAUCAGAUCAACCAGACCCACGGCCUCCUGAAGAAGAUUAAUUCUGUGAUUCAGAAAAUAACGGAGCCCAUCCAGCCAAAAGUGGCAGAACACAAACCUCAGACGGUGAAGCGCCUCUCCUACCCCUUCUCCAGAGAGAAGCAGCACUUAUUUGAUUUGUCUGACAAAGAUUCCUUCUUCGACAGUAAAACGAGAAGCACUAUAGUUUAUGAAAUAUUGAAAAGAACAACAUGUACCAAAGCAAAAUACAGCAUGGGGAAAGGAGAGGGAAGAAAGAAGGAAACUGCCCUUUUAAAUAAAAGACGAAAAUGUGGUAAAUAUGGGAUCACCAGCCUGCUUGCCAAUGGAGUUUACAGUGCUGCAUAUCCUCUGCAUGACGGUGACUAUGAAGGUGAAAAUGUGGAGCCCAAUGACAGAAAACUGCUGUGUGAGGAGUGGGCCAGCUACGGAGUGUUUUAUAAAUACCAGCCCAUCGACCUGGUGAGAAAAUACUUUGGAGAGAAGAUCGGGCUAUAUUUUGCCUGGCUGGGAGUUUAUACACAAAUGCUCAUUCCAGCUUCAAUUGUAGGGAUUAUCGUUUUCCUCUAUGGCUGUGCAACUGUGGAUGAGAAUAUACCCAGCAUGGAGAUGUGUGACCAGAGAAACAACAUCACCAUGUGUCCCCUGUGUGACAAAACGUGCAGUUACUGGAAGAUGAGCUCUGCCUGUGCCACUGCCCGUGCCAGUCAUCUCUUUGAUAACCCUGCAACUGUCUUCUUCUCAGUCUUCAUGGCUCUCUGGGCUGCCACCUUUAUGGAGCACUGGAAGAGAAAACAGAUGCGCCUCAACUACAGGUGGGACCUGACUGGGUUUGAAGAGGAGGAGGAGGCAGUCAAGGAUCAUCCAAGAGCAGAAUACGAAGCGAAAGUUUUAGAAAAAUCAUUGAGAAAAGAACACAAACAUAAAGAGACGGAUAAAGAGAAGCUGACAUGGAAGGACCGUUUUCCAGCCUAUUUAACCAAUUUUGUUGGCAUCAUCUUCAUGGUCGGGCUGACGUUCGCCAUCGUGUUCGGCGUGAUCAUCUACAGGAUCUCCACGGCCGCCGCCCUGGCCAUCAGCUCCACGCCCUCGGGGCGCUCCAGCGUCCGCGUCACCGUCACCGCCACCGCCGUCAUCAUCAACCUGGUGGUGAUCAUCAUCCUGGACGAGGUGUACGGCUGCAUCGCCAGGUGGCUCACGCAGAUCGAGGUACCAAAGACCGACAAGAACUUUGAGGAGCGGCUGAUUUUCAAGGCGUUCCUGCUGAAAUUUGUCAACGCCUACACCCCCAUUUUCUACGUGGCUUUCUUCAAAGGCCGGUUUGUUGGACGUCCAGGCGAUUACGUCUACAUUUUCCAUUCCUUCCGAAUGGAGGAGUGUGCCCCAGGAGGCUGCCUGAUGGAGUUGUGUAUCCAGCUCAGUAUUAUCAUGUUGGGCAAGCAGCUGAUCCAGAACAAUUUGUUUGAGAUUGGCAUCCCAAAAAUGAAGAAGUUCAUACGAUACUUGAAACUGAAGCGUCGGCGUUCUCUGGACCAUGAGGAGCACAUGAAGAAAAAGCAGCGCUAUGAGGUGGACUAUAACCUGGAGCCCUUUGCUGGCCUCACCCCUGAGUACAUGGAAAUGAUUAUCCAGUUUGGGUUUGUAACUUUGUUUGUUGCCUCCUUCCCGCUGGCACCUUUGUUUGCUUUAUUGAACAACAUCAUCGAGAUCCGUCUGGAUGCCAAAAAAUUUGUUACUGAGCUGAGGAGACCGGUAGCAGUGAGAGCAAAGGAUAUAGGAAUCUGGUACAAUAUCCUCCGAGGUAUUGGAAAGCUUGCUGUCAUCAUAAACGCAUUUGUGAUCUCAUUCACAUCCGACUUCAUUCCACGCCUCGUGUACCUGUACAUGUACAGUGAGAAUGGCACCAUGCAUGGCUUCGUCAACCAUACACUAUCCUCUUUUAAUGUCAGCGAUUUCCAAGCAGGAACAGCUCCCAACGACCCCCUGGAUCUUGGCUACGAGGUUCAGAUAUGCAGGUACAAAGAUUAUAGAGAGCCCCCCUGGUCAGAGAACAAAUAUGACAUUUCAAAGGAUUUCUGGGCUGUCCUAGCAGCAAGAUUGGCAUUUGUGAUAGUUUUCCAGAACUUGGUCAUGUUCAUGAGUGAAUUUGUUGACUGGAUCAUCCCAGACAUUCCCAAGGACAUUAGUCAGCAGAUUCACAAGGAGAAAGUGCUCAUGGUGGAGGUCUUCAUGAGGGAAGAGCAAGGGAAGCUGCAGAUGCUGGAAACCUGGAAAGACAAGGACAAGAAAAAAGGGGAGAACUGUAACAACCACAGCCCCAGGCUCCCCAGGAGCCGCAGUGGGAGCCUGUCCUCCUGCCAUUCCUAUCCUCUGGACGUUUAGGAGAGGAGGGAGCUGAGUCUGUCGGGGCAUUCCAGAGACAGAAGCCACGGCGCCGAGGGCAGGAUCCGGUAAUGGACACCCCGGUGCGUGCUGAAGGAUGUGCUGCCAAUUCACUCCCAUCUUUGUGAGAAAUGCCCUUCUUGCAAACACGGAGGACCACGUUCUAUUUCUGACAAUGAUGGAUUUUUUUUGUCUUUUGUUUUUCUUUUGCACAAGCAGUAAUGCAGGGAGUUUUUAUAUUUCAUCCUUAGGUAACACUAUCAACAUUGGUGUGCAUUAAGAAAUGCAGGUACUUAUGACAAUCUUGCUAGAGAUAUUCUCUGAGAAUCUGAUCUUAGCCUAUCAAUUAGCUAAUGAAUUAAAGGUAAAUUUGAAGUCAUAAUAAUAAUUAUGCUAACUUGAACAGUUUUUGGAAACCCAGGUUCGAAGGCCCAUGGGGUAACUCGCUAAAUGAUAUGCAAAAUCAGUAUUCCCUAGUAUUCCAUAAAGCCUACCAGACCGACUCGCUUCCCAAGGCUGGGUGUAGCUCUGUGAAUCCGAGCUCUGGAGUGCCACAGCUGUGGGGGGCACCUGUGGCAGCCUGCUGUGUCCCCAGCCCCUCCAGGGAACAUCAGCACAGGGAACCUGGGGAGCGCUUUCUUGGCAGCAGCAGCAGCACAAUUCCAGAGAUCCUCCCAGCAGGUCCGUGCUUGUGGAGAGUUUUGUUCAAAGCCCUGAGUUCAAGAGCACACAGAGAGCUCCAGUGACUCUCACUGCCCUGCCCAGCACUCGGACGCUGCUGGUGCCGAGGAAAUUCCCUUUUCUGCCUUGGUUCAGCACAGCCCUGUCCCAGCCUGGCUUUUCCCUGUAGCCCUCUGGAGCAGGAGAAGGGAGGGUUCCACGGCCACUUUUCCCCCCAGACUUUUGGCUGGCAUUUCCCAGAGGCUGUGCCAGAGGAGUAAAUCCCAAAUGCGACCCCACUCAGUGUCUUCAGUGGAAGCUUUGCCUGCACUGGGGCUACAGGACCAGACCUUCAGUUAGUUACAGGACUUUUCUUUUGUCUUAAAAGCCUCUACCUUUUGUACAAGGAGCUUUUCCCUAAAGUAUAAGUGGGAAAUCCUUACUCACCAUGACUAGUUAAAUCCCAUCAGUACAGCUCCUUUUAAGCAUAAUACCUUUUAGUUUUGCUUUGUCGACCGAUAAACUGCACUUCCAAAUAAUAUUGGUGCAAUUAACCUGAUUUCUUUUAUUGCUUUGUCUUGUCCAUGGCACUUGCAUUAAAAAAAAUGGAAAAAGAAAAUAAAAAGGUAAGAUUUCUUUAAAGUCUAACUACUGUAUGGUUUGUUACAAAACCAAACUGUUUUCAAGAGAAGUUAGUUAUUUCUUUUUUUUCUUUCUUUUUGUCUUUGCCAAACUAAUUUAAAGAUUAAUGCUAGAACUCUAAAAAGAAUGCCAUAUAUAGCUUUUGAUAUAUUUAUUUGUUUUAAAGUAUGUGAUAAACUUGAUAUUUUUCUGUAGUCUGUCCAAAGAAGGUACCAGAAGAGAAAUUAUGUGGAAGAAAGAAAAUGGUAUUAACCAAAUAUUCUUGAAGCUUAUUUAAAAUAUUGAUCCAACCAAAGAUUUUUAUUAAUAAAGGGCUUAUAUUUUGUUAACUCUUGUUUCUGUUGUAUUUUGACUUGCAGGAAUGUCACUAUUUUUAAAAUUUGUAACUUAUGGUAGUGUGUUGCUGUAGGGCCAAAUCCUGCCUGAUUUAUUCCCACAAAAAUGUAAUGCCUGGUUAGUAAAUGUUUACCAGAUCAGGCCCACUGACUGCAAUAGGAUUGGGAGUGGGGAGAAAUCAAGCAGAAUUCUGUCCACGCGUUUUGUUGAAAACCUGUUCUUCCUCUCAUUCCUUGGUAGCCCAAAAGAUUCAGGAGAAAGCCAAACUACCUAUUCUGAAGAGAAAUUGUAGGGAUCGUCCUCGAAGGGGAUUUAAUCUAGAAAUACUGACCUGAAAGUAUUCCCAGCUUAAUACUGACAUUCCUGUAAAUGGUGGAAUUAUAUCCUGAACACAUACUUAACUGAACUUUUCAUUAUUUGCUGAAAUCAUGGAAUAGUAACAGUUGCUUAUCCUUUCUUUUGUACAGUAAAUUGUUUGAAAUGGAAUUUUGUAUAUAAAAAUCUGUAUUACUACUUAGAUAUCUAUAAAAUUCUUUCAUGAAAUCAUUUUUUAAGAAAAGCAAAUAUAUACUAAAUCUGUUUUAUUUUGGUUUUUUUCUUUUUUUUUUCUUUUUUCUUCGAACACUUAUUUGAAAUAAACUUAAAUAUCCAAGAGUUUCUCCUGUGGGACAGGUUGUGCUCUGAGUGUAUAGACAUCUCCCUAAAGAUCUCGCAGGCAGAUCUGGUGUUUGAGCUGCCUUAGAGACCCACUUGGAGAGGAGGGAAUCCCACCUGAAAUCCAUCCCCAAGAGCACAAAGGGAGUUUUUUGGCUGCAGGAUGGUUCCACUGUGGCUGUCACUGCCCUGAGGGACGUGGCCAAGCAAAGCUGGCCUCAGAACCUCACUUGCUGAUGGCCAUUUCUUCCCUCCCUCUCCCAGUUAACUGUUGUGUGAGAAGGCAAAGGAAACCUUCCUUUCCUUGAUGGAAAAUAUUAAUGCUCCAGGAAAUUUAGUUAGGAGGUGGGAAUUGUGUCCUGAGAGAAUGGAUAUGGACACCAGAAGCAGGUAAACCACAGUCUAGCUGGUAGGGGUUGUCAGUUAUUAAAGACAAAAUAGUACACAUGAGCUCAUUAGAUAUAAGGUAAUGCCAGCCAGAAAACCCCUUGCACUGCAGUUGUGGUACUUUUACUGGAAGUUUUUUCAUAUUUGGGAUGCAAAAAAACAAAACAACACCAAAAAACACACACACACACACAAAAAAAAAAAGAAAAAGGCUUGCUUUUAUCAAUAGCAAAUUUGGCAAAUUUGAGGCAGGGUUGUGCUAGAAAGGAUUUACUGGAUUACAGGGGGAGAAAAAAGAAACUUAAAACAGGGAAGCAGGGGUCUGGAAGUGAUCAAAGAAUACCUGGACAUGCCUUGAUGUGACUCACAGUGACCAGGUUUGAUGACAGA